AUGGAUGAUAACCUUCCGACUCCAUUAGAGGGUCUCAAAGAAACAGGACCAGCACCUUUCUUAACGAAAACCUACAACAUAGUGGAGGAUACAAGCACAAACAGCAUGGUUUCAUGGAGCAGAGACAACAACAGUUUUAUUGUUUGGGAACCAGAGACUUUUGCCCUAAUUAUCCUCCCUAGAUGCUUUAAGCACAAUAAUUUCUCAAGCUUUGUUAGACAGCUCAAUACCUAUGGGUUUAAGAAGAUUGAUACAGAGAGAUGGGAGUUUGCAAAUGAGUAUUUUCUGAGGGGACAGAGACAUCUUCUCAAGAACAUCAAGAGAAGAAAGACAUCAUCUCAAACGCAACCGCAGACGCUAGAAGAACGUAGAUUUGGACUAGAAGGAGAGAUCCAAGGGAUGAGAAGAGAGAGAGUGGCUCUAGAACUGAUGAGACUGAGGCAAAAACAGAAAACCGUCAAAACUAAUCUUCAUUUGAUGGAAGAGAAACUGAAAGUCACCGAGUCGAAGCAAGAAAUGACGAUGGAUUUCUUGCUGAGGACGAUUAAGAACCCUAGUCUUUUACAGAGUUUAAGGAAACGUAAGCACCAAGAAAUCGAGAAUCGCGAGCAAGAGCAAGAGAUGAUCUCAAGCCAUGAAACUUUUAUCAAAGUUGAGCAAGAAGAAUAUGGAAAUGGUGAUGAGCUUCACAUAGCUUCAAUGGAGGAUCAAGGACAAGAUGAGGUUGAAAUAGAGAUGGAUAGUGAAGGUAUUUGGAAGGGUUUCGUGUUGAGUGAGGAAAUGUGUGUUUUAGGGGAAUAG
Arabis nemorensis is the source of this 801-nucleotide messenger RNA. Lineage: Eukaryota; Viridiplantae; Streptophyta; Magnoliopsida; Brassicales; Brassicaceae. The record is from the annotation of a GenBank genome assembly.